This is a messenger RNA of Mustela lutreola (European mink), 6894 nucleotides long. RefSeq names its product ELKS/RAB6-interacting/CAST family member 2 (gene ERC2). Lineage: Eukaryota; Metazoa; Chordata; Mammalia; Carnivora; Mustelidae. Gene Ontology annotation, cellular component: cytoskeleton of presynaptic active zone. The transcript has 21 exons. Bases 741 to 3662 code for a protein of 973 amino acids. Gene Ontology annotation, molecular function: structural constituent of presynaptic active zone. Gene Ontology annotation, biological process: maintenance of presynaptic active zone structure; regulation of synaptic plasticity; neuromuscular synaptic transmission. The record is from RefSeq and is a predicted model, not a curated record.
AGCCUUUGGAGGGUACCCGAGAAGAGGAGUCCGGGAGAGGAGAUGAGGACCAGGUGCUUUGAGAAGGCAGCUACCUGGGAGGAGGCGCUUCGAAGACCCCCCGCGGCGCGGGGCCAGGCGCUCUCUGCUGCCCCCCGCGGAGGCGCCCGCGUCCCAGCCCCGGCCCCCCCAGCGGCUCCUCGGGAAUGCUGGGAAUGUGAGUCAGGGCGAGCGGGCGAGCGCGCGGAGCGGCCGGGCGGGGGGCCCGGCAGAGCGCAGCUCUGGCAGCGCCGCGCGAGCGCGCGUCUCAGGACUGCGGCGGGUGCCGCCCCCUCGGCCGUCAGCCCCGCCCGGCCCCGCGCCCGGCCCCGGCCCUCCGAGCCGUGCCCUCCCUCCCAGCCCCGCUCCACCUCCUCCUCCUCCUCCCUCUUCGGCUCGCUCGGGCUCCGGCUUCGGCGCCGGCUCCGGCUCCUCCCGGCCGCCCGGGGCCAGGGCGACGUGAGGUUGUAAAAAUCCAUGUGGGACGGCCCCGGGGCGAGCAUCAGAAAGUUUGGCUGUCAGUUUGGAGGUGGCAGUGAGGUCAAGAAAGAUCCCUUCCGGAGGGUAGAAGAGUUUGCCUUUAAGAUCCUCUGGAGUCAUUUUCUGGAACAGAGUGUGAAAAGAAUGCAUUGAAAAUUCUGGCCAAUAGUGGAAAUACUGGCUUAACCCCCAACUUAGUAUAACAUUCCUUCUCUUCAAUAGCACCUCAUAAUAGAAGAAAAAUGUAUGGAAGUGCAAGAACAAUCACCAAUCUGGAAGGCAGUCCUUCCAGAUCUCCUCGUUUGCCAAGGUCUCCUCGUUUGGGCCACAGAAGAACAAGCAGUGGGGGAGGUGGAGGAACAGGCAAGACACUGUCCAUGGAGAACAUCCAGUCCCUAAAUGCAGCCUAUGCAACAUCUGGACCUAUGUACCUGAGUGAUCAUGAAGGGGUGGCUUCGACAACUUACCCAAAGGGCACCAUGACUCUGGGAAGAGCCACAAAUCGAGCUGUUUAUGGAGGCCGAGUCACAGCCAUGGGGAGUAGUCCCAAUAUUGCUUCUGCUGGACUUUCCCACACAGAUGUUCUUUCAUACACAGAUCAACAUGGUGGUCUGACUAGCUCAUCCCAUCACCACCACCAUCAGGUCCCUUCCAUGUUGAGGCAGGUAAGGGACAGCACAAUGUUAGACCUUCAAGCUCAGCUCAAAGAACUUCAGAGAGAGAAUGACCUCCUCCGGAAAGAACUAGACAUCAAAGACAGCAAGUUAGGAUCUUCCAUGAACAGUAUCAAGACCUUCUGGAGUCCUGAGCUCAAAAAGGAGAGAGUCUUGAGGAAAGAAGAGGCAGCCCGAAUGUCCGUUCUCAAGGAACAGAUGAGGGUGUCCCAUGAAGAAAAUCAGUUACUGGAUGCCAGAAGAACCAAGCACCUGCAGUUGACAAUCCAAGCCCUUCAGGAUGAGCUUCGGACCCAGAGAGACCUCAAUCACCUCCUGCAGCAAGAGAGUGGCAACCGUGGAGCUGAGCACUUCACCAUUGAGCUGACUGAGGAGAACUUCCGGCGGCUCCAAGCUGAACAUGACAGACAAGCUAAAGAGCUGUUCCUUUUAAGGAAGACCUUGGAGGAAAUGGAAUUGAGAAUUGAAACACAGAAACAGACCCUCAAUGCCCGAGAUGAGUCGAUUAAAAAGCUUCUUGAGAUGUUGCAAAGUAAAGGGUUGCCUUCUAAAAGUCUUGAGGAUGACAAUGAACGAACACGACGGAUGGCAGAGGCUGAGUCUCAAGUCAGUCACUUAGAAGUGAUUUUAGACCAGAAAGAGAAGGAAAACAUACAUCUUAGAGAGGAAUUGCACCGAAGGAGCCAACUUCAGCCGGAGCCAGCCAAGACGAAGGCUCUCCAGACUGUCAUUGAAAUGAAGGACACAAAAAUUGCUUCAUUGGAGAGAAACAUAAGGGAUCUGGAGGAUGAGAUCCAGAUGUUAAAAGCCAAUGGUGUGCUGAACACUGAGGACCGUGAAGAAGAGAUCAAACAAAUAGAGGUUUACAAAAGUCACUCCAAGUUCAUGAAAACCAAGAUUGAUCAGCUGAAGCAGGAACUUUCAAAGAAGGAGUCAGAACUUCUUGCCUUACAAACAAAGCUUGAAACCCUUAGCAAUCAAAAUUCAGAUUGCAAGCAACACAUUGAAGUGCUUAAAGAGUCGCUUACUGCCAAAGAACAGAGGGCUGCCAUCCUUCAGACCGAGGUAGAUGCGCUGAGGUUACGACUGGAGGAGAAAGAAUCUUUUCUCAAUAAAAAAACAAAACAGCUACAGGACCUCACGGAAGAGAAGGGGACACUGGCUGGAGAGAUUCGAGACAUGAAGGAUAUGUUAGAAGUGAAGGAAAGAAAAAUCAAUGUUCUUCAGAAGAAGAUUGAAAACUUACAAGAACAACUUAGGGAUAAAGACAAACAACUAACCAAUUUGAAAGACAGAGUGAAGUCCUUGCAGACGGAUUCCAGUAAUACAGAUACUGCGCUAGCAACACUCGAAGAGGCUCUGUCAGAAAAGGAGAGAAUAAUUGAGCGUUUGAAAGAACAGCGGGAGAGAGAUGAUCGGGAAAGACUAGAAGAGAUAGAAUCUUUCCGAAAAGAGAACAAAGAUCUGAAAGAGAAGGUCAAUGCUUUACAAGCUGAACUGACUGAAAAAGAGUCUAGUUUAAUUGACCUCAAGGAACAUGCAUCUUCAUUAGCCUCAGCAGGGCUGAAAAGGGACUCCAAAUUAAAAUCUCUAGAAAUAGCCAUUGAACAAAAGAAAGAAGAAUGUAGCAAAUUGGAAGCACAGUUAAAAAAGCAAGCUGAGCAGUUGUUCAAUCAGAUGUACAACCCAGCUCAUAAUAUUGAAGAUGACUCCAGGAUGAAUCCCGAGUUUGCAGACCGAAUAAAACAACUUGAUAAAGAGGCCUCUUACUACCGUGAUGAGUGCGGCAAGGCCCAAGCGGAAGUUGACCGAUUGCUGGAGAUCCUCAAGGAGGUGGAGAAUGAAAAGAAUGACAAGGACAAGAAGAUUGCAGAACUUGAGAGGCAUAUGAAGGAUCAGAAUAAGAAGGUGGCCAACCUCAAGCACAACCAACAGUUGGAAAAGAAGAAAAAUGCCCAAUUACUGGAAGAAGUCCGCAGGCGAGAAGAUAGCAUGGCUGACAACUCACAACACUUGCAGAUAGAGGAACUGAUGAGUGCAUUGGAGAAGACCAGACAGGAACUGGAUGCCACCAAGGCCCGCCUGGCCUCCACGCAGCAGUCUCUAGCUGAAAAAGAAGCCCAUUUGGCCAACCUCCGGAUAGAAAGGAGAAAACAGCUGGAGGAGAUCCUGGAGAUGAAACAGGAAGCUCUGCUUGCGGCAAUCAGUGAAAAAGAUGCAAAUAUUGCCUUGCUGGAAUUGUCUGCUUCCAAAAAGAAAAAGACACAGGAAGAAGUUAUGGCCCUGAAGCGGGAAAAAGAUCGACUCGUGCAUCAGUUAAAGCAGCAGACCCAGAAUAGAAUGAAGCUGAUGGCGGACAACUACGAUGAGGACCACCACCAUUACCACCACCACCACCACCACCACCACCACCGAUCUCCUGGGAGGUCGCAGCAUUCCAAUCACAGGCCCUCUCCCGACCAGGAUGACGAGGAGGGCAUAUGGGCAUAGCCGGGCCUGUAAACCAAAGUUCCAGUUUUGUUUUGAGGGAUGAUCCAGCUCUGUCGGAGGCACGGAGGCACAGUCAAAUCUCAUGCUGUACAUUGAUCACCUGUCCAACCUUUGCCUAGAGUGGGAGCCCCCAGUUCCUUCAAGAGAUCCAACUUUACCUGUCUGUAAAGAAGAAGAGGAGGAGGGAGACAGCGGGGAGGAUCCGCUGGCAGUUUGACACCAGAGCAGGUCCAAUGUUUACUUUUACCCUUUUGGAGCUAUCAGAAGAGCUAACUAAAGGGGAAAUACAGCUCUGCAGCAAUGUUCUGAUCAUCUCUUGCAGCGUGGCUCCCAUCACUGGCCAUCACCACCUGGAACGUGCAUCAGGACCGAAGCGGAGCUUUUCAUUUUCAUUACGGCGCACAGUUCUGUUCGACUUGCUAUUUCCUUUAUCAUCUCACGUCAUUUCUCACGGAUUCAGAUAUGUUGGGCAGGAAGAACGAGGAGGAGGAGGAAAAUGACAGAUCCUCCGUUUCUGGGUGGGAGGGGGGUCUGGAUUUGGGUGUUCAAAAUGUGAUCAUCUCUUCUGAAUGUCAUUCUUUGAUACAUUUUAUUUAUGUUCCUUCAACAUCGUGGGAUAAACUUGAACUCCGUGGGAUUUUAACUGUGGCUUCAGCUUCUUUUGGACCACUUGCUUCAUCUCCGGUUCUGCUGCUGGUUCAGUCGAAGUGGUCAUUCCUAAGGCAUCAGAUUAUCAAAAAGUGUAAAUUCUGUGAGUGAGUGGUGUUGGCAGUGUUUGUACACCAGGAUGCAUGGAGUGUUUGACGAAGAAACCAAAACACCAAAAAUGGUGAGCCUUUAUCCUCCUCUAUUUCUUUAAUCCGCUGUUUGAAGAACCGUAUUUUGAUGGUGUAACCAGUAGUUACCUCUGGGCCAGGUUGGAAAUGAAAUCAAUUUUUUAAACCACUAAUACUUGCCAAGAAAUCGCCUUAUGAGAACAUGGUGUGUGUCUCUGACAAAGCAUGGCAUGUCCAAAUCAAUCAUUCAUGAUCCUAUCUACCCUGUUUCUGUGCUGGAGAGUGGCAACAGCCUGAGGCACCCGCGCCCUUCUAUUCCAUGUGGCCCACACAUCCCCGUGGCGGGGACGUACCCGAGCCUCAGGCUCUUACCAUUCCCAUACGCGCAGGUCUCCAUGGAGAAGCUGGGACUCAUUCACAUUUCCAGAUUCAAAUGCUGUGUAAGCUUAGAUCUUCUGGAAAUGAAGGGUCAUUUCUCUUUUUUUUUUUUUUUUUUUUAAUGUCUGCAACAUGGAUUCCAAAGCAUUUUCAGCAUCAAACAUGAAAACAUUGAUGAAUGAGGAAUAAUCACAAAAGCUGUGUAUCUGUAUAUAGCUCUACACAACACGUGUAUGGGUACAGAGUCAUUAUGUAAAGCACAUGCCAGGGAAAGAGACCAAAUUUGGAGGUCUUUUCCAAACGUUACAUGGUACUAAGGAGGAUUUAACUCCUACUGCUUUCUCUGAAAAUGAAACAAUAAGGAAGGUUGUUUUAACUGCAUAAAACUCACAACCAGUCUGGCAAACAUGUGCGACUCUCGCAUUGAUCCACUUUCUCGUCAAUGGAAGAAAGCCUUCCACAGGUACGCAAGUGGGAGACGAAAAUCUACAUUCUUACGAGGAUAAACAGUGAAGUAAAGCAUGAGUGGCCUUAAUAAAUACAGUUGUCUUUCUUUGCUGCUGUGGGAAGGAUUCCACACAGAUGCUCCUGAAGUCUUGCAUUGAAUUUAGUUGUUAUUAUCACUUUUCAAAAUGUUGGUGCAAUGAACUCCAGACCUCUCCCGUGAGCCAUAGAGAUAUUUAAAAGACAGACACCUUAUUUGUCGGGGAAGAUGAAACUGUGUCUGAGUUGCACUGUUCAUCCUUGGUGCGUUAGGAGUAAUAUAUCCAAGCAGGUUUCUUGCUUCUGGCUUUAUUCUUGUCGUCAGUAAGUAUAGUGAACUACGUAAAGCUUUCGUGUCACAUAAACAAUCCAAAUACAUUCAUGUUUAAAAAGUUUGUCCUUUAACUAUCAAAGAGUUUUAGGAUCUCGACUGGAGAAGAGAGCAGAGUUCUUUGCAAACGUUUAUAGCACAUUUUGACAUGAUGUCGCACUGAAAACCCAGGGCACGUAAGCGUGUCCCCAUGAACAAUUUGGAUGUCCUCAAAAAGGCGGUCCUCCCCGCCUCCUGCAGCCCGAUCCUGACCUGAACUCUGCGACUGAAUACUUGAAGCAGGUGUAGGAAACCCACUAGGAAAACUAGGGUCCUCGAAACAGAAAAAGCAACCAACCACAUAUAGUUAGCUAUUACUCAGUAUGUGCCAAUUUUAUCACAGCUGUUGUUUGAGGGGGCAUUUUUUGGCCCUACUUUUGUUGGGUUAAAGUAUUACCAAUCUCACCAUUAUGGGGGCAUAUUACUUAGUCCCUUAAAAAUUAAAUUCCAUCUGACAUAGCACAUUUUCCCAUUUCGUGUAAUAUUCUCUGAUGUUUUGGGGGUUACCAAAAAAAAUUCCCUUUUUCACAAAAAGAGUCUCUGGGUUUACAACAAACACUGUGAUGUUGGGGAGAUAUUUCCUUUGCGCAAACAUUAGCAGGUACCCUUCUAAUCAUAAUAAAGUUGGAAAAAAAAAAGUGGAGGCUAACAUUUAGGAGAAGUUGGUCUUCUUGCUCUGUGCAAAAACAGGCUUGUACUUUAUACCCCAUUUAGUUUUGAUGUACAGUCUCGAUUUUGUAUUUAAUGAUUUUUGUGUAUCCAGUAUGCACGUUAACAGCGUGUCAACUUUCAUUUGAAAAUGGGUUUCAAUUUACUUUUUAAACAGUGUUUAUGAUGAGACCGCAAAUGUGUUGACAUAGGCUCUCUCUGAGAUGUGUUUGUGUAGAGUAACAUUUGAAUGCUACCAGGGGUCAGUGUAUCUAAUUCCCGGAGACCCUUGUUUGAUAGUGCUUCUUGUAAUUUUUCUCCAAGUGAGUGGCAUGUGGGUUGUGAAUAUUGACCAUGUGAUUAUGGACUUCGAUAUGAAAACAAUACAUAAAACUAAGGAACCCUCAGAAACUACCAGUGGGCAUGUAUUAGCCAGUCAUUGUAACCUCGUGUCUAGUAGAAGUACAACAGCAUACAAGGUAUGUACAGUUCAUAACUUUGUUAUCAUGUGUAUGAGGAGUACUUUGUGCUGAUCGCCUUAUUUAUAUUCAUCAAAUAAACUUUGUUUCUUUCUGAA